Messenger RNA from Fonsecaea erecta, 2892 nucleotides. RefSeq lists its product as hypothetical. The record is from RefSeq and is a predicted model, not a curated record. Gene Ontology annotation, molecular function: protein binding. NCBI's taxonomy places the organism in Eukaryota, Fungi, Ascomycota, Eurotiomycetes, Chaetothyriales, Herpotrichiellaceae. The coding region runs from base 1 to 2892 and encodes 963 amino acids. The transcript is spliced from 2 exons.
AUGGCAGACGAACCGCGGUCUCGCCUUGCCCCCAUCCACACACGAAACCUCAGUACUGUCACCGUCGAAUCCGACAGCUCAGACAGUUCUCCAUGUCCAGGCGAUGAUGAAGAUACCGAUUACUUUAUGGCCCAUGCCAACGAUUCGCAGUCCUCUCUGGGGGCCCUCACGGCCAUUCGUGACUGCGACGACGACGUCGAUCUUGAUCAAGUCCAUCGUCUCUCCCCCAUAUCCAAGCUACCUCCCGAAAUCCUCAUUGCGAUCUUGGCGAAAUUGACCACGACAUCUGACCUGCGAAACUGUAUGCUAGUGUCUUAUCACUGGGCAUUGUACGCGGUGGGCAUUCUGUGGCAUCGCCCCUUGUGCAACAAGUGGGCAAACCUUCUGAACGUUGUCACAACUUUGGAGAAGGGCGACCAGUCCUUUUUUCCAUACCAGGAGAUGGUCAAGAGAUUGAAUUUAACCGCAAUUGCAGACAAGGUCAACGAUGGCACGGUCCAGCCAUUUAUGAAAUGCAAGAGUAUCGAGCGCCUGACCCUGACCAAUUGCUCCAUGCUGACCGAUUUUGGUGUUGUGGGCCUGGUGGAUGGCUGCAGGAAGCUUCAAGCACUUGAUGUUACCGACCUUGAGUCCUUGACAGACCGCACUCUACAUGUAGUAGCCCAGAAUUGCGCCAAGUUGCAGGGCCUCAACAUCACCAAUUGCACCAACAUCACCGACGAGUCUUUGGUGGAGAUCGCCGAGAAUUGCAGACAACUCAAAAGACUGAAACUCAAUGGCGUGUCGCGAGCCACAGAUCUAUCCAUUACGGCAGUUGCGAGAAAUUGCCGCUCAAUCCUAGAAAUUGACCUCGCUGGUUGCCAUGCCAUCACCUCAGAAUCCGUCACUGCACUACUCUCCAAUCUGUCGAAUAUGAGAGAGCUGCGUCUAGCUCACUGCAUCGACAUCAAUGAUUCAGCCUUUACGAAUCUCCCGCCCAGGCUCUCCUUCGACGCGCUACGGAUUUUGGAUCUCACAGCUUGCGAGCAGGUCAGAGACGAUGCCAUUGCAAGAAUUAUUCCGGCUGCACCUCGUCUAAGGAAUUUGGUGCUGGCAAAGUGCAGGCACAUUACAGAUCGCGCAGUUGCCUCCAUCUGCAAAUUGACUAAAAACCUACAUUACAUUCAUCUAGGGCAUUGUAUCAACCUAACGGACAAUGCGGUCAUCCAGCUUGUGAAAGCUUGCAACCGGAUUCGGUAUAUCGAUCUCGCAUGUUGCUCCCGGCUGACGGACGCCAGCGUCCGCCAUUUGGCACAACUUCCGAAGCUUCGCAGAAUUGGCCUGGUCAAAUGUCAGAACUUAACGGAUCAAAGCAUUAUAGCCCUGGCUCGAGGCCCGCUCAUGUUCAGUUCCGGGGGGAAGAUAGGGGUGCCCUCCCAGCUCGUAUCGCUCGAGCGAGUACAUCUUAGCUACUGCGUGAAUUUGACGCUCAAGGGAAUCACGGCACUUCUUCACCAUUGCCCUCGGCUGACCCAUUUGUCAUUGACCGGUGUGCAAGCAUUUCUCCGCGAUGAUUUGACCUGCUUCUGCCGCGAUGCUCCGGCCGAGUUCACGCACCCCCAAAGAGAUGUAUUCUGCGUCUUUUCAGGGGACGGAGUCCAGCGACUUCGUGACUACCUCCUGCGUCUUGCCAUGGAUGAGGCACAGCGAGAAAGUCGUGAUGCGCUUGAUGAGAGUCUGGUCGACGAAGCGGACAGCCCAGGUGCCGACACCAUGUCGGAUGAUGGUACAAUUGACGGGAAUGAGCAAUACCUGGAUCAUGCCCUGAUGAACUCGCAUCGCGGCUUGCCCUUGGUCAACACACAUCAAUCACGACCCCGGACACGAAGUUUACACGACUAUUCCAGCUUUCAUGUUGAGAUGCCACUACUGCCGUUCGAUCAGGUGCAACAUAUGGGCCCAUGGACCCCUGGUUCACGUCUGCCGCCUGAAUCUCGCACCUCUCAAGCUUCGCCGCACGUCAAUAUCGUGACCGCCAACAACGCUUACCAGCCGGAGCCAUACGAGCGCCGGUCACGAAGCCCUGGCUAUUCCAACGCAUUUGAUGUAGCCGCGGGAUACGGCGAGCGUGCAAGGAGCACAUCUCGUACCCCGUCACGGAGGCAUACCUUAGAGUCCACUUCAAGUCUCUACACCGCUCCCACUCCAGCCCAUGGGGCUGGAGAAAGCAGUUCUCGGCCUCCCGAACUAGGUCACUAUUCACAGGAUCCUAGAGCUGGGUAUUUCGGGCUGGACGAUCCCAGGAGAUUUCCCGGCUGGACAGGUUCGCAUUUGUUCGCAUCAGAACCGCUUCGAAGGCACGUUCCAGGAGCAUCAUUCAGGAACCCAGCCGAUGUGCGGCAGUCUUUUUUGCGACCUGAGCCAGGAUUCAGCGCCUUUGACGCUAACCACGAAGCGAUCAUGUCUACCAUUCCAGGUAGUCGACCUGGUAGUCGACACCCAUCACGAUCUAAUAGUCCUCGCCUAUCCAGGGUGAACAGUCGGUCGCGAUUGAGUAGUCUUCUGGCGCCUCCACGAAGCUACUCGUCAACUCCGCCGAGUCAAGGAGAAGGCCCAAGGCGCAGUAGUCGGGAGCGGCGAAGCCGAGAAAGAUCCCGCAUGGAGGAAGAAGCACACCGGGAAGCAAUGCUACGGGCACUCGCAGAAGCUGACGCUGCCGAUCAACUGAGACCAGACCUGCGUCGAAUUGAAUCCGAUCGGCAGAUCGAACUACCAUUCUUACCUCCGAAUCUGAUAGAACGUGUCAGGAGGACGUCUCUCACGCACACAGAACCAACACCAGACAUUCGUUUUGAAGUGGAGGACACCGGGCCUACCGUUGAUCCUGACCAGGAUGUUACAAUGACACAGUAG